Postia placenta MAD-698-R-SB12 is the source of this 459-nucleotide messenger RNA. RefSeq lists its product as hypothetical. NCBI's taxonomy places the organism in Eukaryota, Fungi, Basidiomycota, Agaricomycetes, Polyporales, Adustoporiaceae. The coding region runs from base 1 to 459 and encodes 152 amino acids. The record is from RefSeq and is a predicted model, not a curated record. Gene Ontology annotation, biological process: mycotoxin biosynthetic process. The transcript has a single exon.
AUGCUCCUGAAUGUUCACUCACCUGGGUUGCUAUUCGUAGGCCCCUGGACUGUGGAACGACCACCGGUAUUGCAGCAAUGGGAUAGCAGCCUCCGCUACGGUCUGAACGCAUCGCUGGAGUGGGCGGCACUGGUCCCCGGUGACGGCCUCGUUUACGUCGGCCCCGACCACGAGCCGCACAUGGUGUCGAUGCUGCAUCAGCUGCGGUGCCUCGACGUCGUACGGGAGGGUUUGCUCGUGCCGAAGGGUGUGCGAGACAUCGAGCGCGUGCAGCACUGCAUGCAUUACUUGAAGCAGAUGCUCCUUUGCCGGGGUGAGACUCAAGUCGACCCGUUCCAAUAUGACCAUGGAGGCGACGUGCUCGAUCCACACCCAAUUCGGAGAUGCCUCGACUGGAGCGCCGUGUACGGUGCGGUGGCAAGGAACCAGAAAGAUCAGACCGCGCGAGAAACCAGUUGA